CGCGCCGCGAGCGGUCCACUGAUUUAGACGUCACUGGGGAAAAUGGCGGCGCGCUUUGUGCUGGGACGUGUUUCUGCAAACUUAACCUAUGCACUGCCCCGAGUUUUGCAUACAAAUGUUUUGUCUCCUGCGCGACUGUCGGCAAGAACAUGUUUAAAACGAGAUCUGUCACUGACUCCUCGGUUUUGUUCAGCCCUGAAGUACACAGACAAACACGAGUGGGUGCGAGUGGAAGAUGGCAUAGGCACUGUGGGCAUCAGUAACUUUGCUCAGGAAGCUCUGGGUGAUGUGGUCUACUGUGGUCUCCCAGAUGUUGGCACAAACCUUUCCCAGUCAGAUGAGUUUGGCGCUCUGGAGAGCGUGAAGGCAGCGAGCGAGCUGUAUUCUCCUUUAACAGGGGAGGUGACCGAGGUUAACCACGCUCUUGCUGACAAUCCUGGACUGGUCAAUAAGUCUUGCUACAAAGACGGCUGGCUGAUAAAAAUGACAGUAUCAGUACCAGAAGAACUGGAUGCUCUAAUGGAUGAAGCAGCGUAUAACAGAUACAUCAAAUCUAUAGAGGACUAGUAAUGACCCAGAACCCACCCGACGUGCACGGAUUUGACACGUUCAUGUUCUCCUGUCGGCGAAAAACGAAAGACAAUAUGGUCGACUGUGGACUGCGUACUUCUUUUAUUUACUGAUUCGUCUGAUUAAAGCCCAUUGCUUUUAGUUUAGAUAUAAAACUAUAAUACCAACCAAAAUACCCAGCUGUUUGAUCUUGAUAACGAAUCAUUCAGUGUGUUCUCGCUGCAUUCCAGCUUAAAGCUAGUAAUGUGAUAACGGUUCAGUCUGUAUACAGAGGUGUAUGACAGAAUCUGCAUGCUGACUCGGUAUUCGUUUUGGUUUUGGUGACCAGUUUAUGAUCUGAUCCUUCCUUGUUUUUGUUUAGAGUCAGCAGCUGGUAGGUGAAGAUUACUAACACUUAUUAAAACACUACUGAUUUUCUGAAUCUUC
Ictalurus furcatus (blue catfish) is the source of this 996-nucleotide messenger RNA. It is a transcript of the gene gcsha, whose product is annotated as glycine cleavage system protein H (aminomethyl carrier), a. Gene Ontology annotation, cellular component: cytoplasm; mitochondrion; glycine cleavage complex. The coding region runs from base 43 to 567 and encodes 174 amino acids. The transcript is spliced from 5 exons. Lineage: Eukaryota; Metazoa; Chordata; Actinopteri; Siluriformes; Ictaluridae. The record is from RefSeq and is a predicted model, not a curated record. Gene Ontology annotation, biological process: protein lipoylation; glycine decarboxylation via glycine cleavage system.